Messenger RNA from Amoebophrya sp. A25, 1085 nucleotides. Lineage: Eukaryota; Dinophyceae; Syndiniales; Amoebophryaceae. The record is from the annotation of a GenBank genome assembly.
AUGUACUUCAAACACUGGUACUCUUGUCUCUUCGUCAUCAAGUCCGUGAACAAACACCAGAGAGAUAGAAUUAGAAUUCCAUUCACAUACGUUGCACAUCUCGAAGAUCAAGUUCUUGUUCUUCUCUUUCUUGCGAAAAUGAAGCUUCUCUCGACAAUCCUCAUUGCAUUUGGAGCAGCGAUUCACGGAUCAUGGGGGCUGCGAUUCGUACUUUUAUCUUAUACUUGUUAACAUUUGAAAAUGGAGGUUAUAAACUAAAUUUAAGAGGAGCUAGCUUAAAGGUGCUUUUCUUACCGCUUUUUAUGCCUCUCCUAAGGGAGAAAGGCAUAACAAGCGGGGCAAGCGAGCACCAAAAACCUACCUCUAGUAAAUACUUGGCAAUAAAAAUCAUAACUACCCACAAAGACUAAGACAUUUAUCAGACUAUGUGCUAUUAACCUCCCAGCACAUGAUUCCUGUAAUCCCAAUACAACCCGAACCCCACCCAAACAACAGACCAUGGAUUGCUGUGGCACUUCGGGACAUACGGGUGCGGUUGAGACUGCGGAUGGCGGCAGCGGCACCAAGGAGGUCGUGCUCGUGACCGACGCGGCGUCUGAGGAAGAGGAUACCAUCAAUCCAGCACCAGAGGAAAAGGAGUUAUGGAGGCAGCUAAAAGUGGAUUUGAUUUCGGAUACAGGAUACAACUAGAGGAGAAUAAUUAAUACUUGAAGUAUUAAUACUAAGUACAAUUUUUCUAAACAGAGGAGAACCGGAAUCCAAAGAGGAGGAGACGGAAGGCAGCAAGGCUUCAGAUGCAGAGGGCACUGAGGAAACGCCGAAGACCCCAGCUGAAAACUAUGGAAAUCGCAUAUAGAGAUUGACCAAGCUCCAUUGAUUCUCUCAUGAUGUGGUUUUGUUAGUCUUGUUGUUCGUUGUACUUCACGUGUAUUGAUUAGAAUAAGCCAUGACGCACGACAGGCGACCUGUUCUAUAAUUUUUGUGCUUGUUCUACUGAGAAAUGCAUUUUCUAAUCUGUGACGCCAGCAGGCGACGAAGGGGAAGGUGCCAAACCGUCGGAAGGAGCAGCGGCAUCAGGGGAUGAG